Molecule: messenger RNA, 3666 nt
Organism: Dipodomys spectabilis (banner-tailed kangaroo rat)
Lineage: Eukaryota; Metazoa; Chordata; Mammalia; Rodentia; Heteromyidae
Gene: Pdpr
Product: pyruvate dehydrogenase phosphatase regulatory subunit
Exons: 18
Coding region: 252-2888 (878 amino acids)
Cellular component (GO): mitochondrion; cytoplasm; mitochondrial matrix
Molecular function (GO): oxidoreductase activity; protein binding
Source: RefSeq, a predicted model, not a curated record
UACCCUUGCCGGGGGCCGUAAAGCGCGGAAGGUCGCGGUCCCCCGCGCUCCCGGAACUUUGGGCUCCAGGGUGGCGCCCUCCAGCCCGCGCCCUGUCGUCCCGCUUCCGGCCCGCGGCGAUCCCCGGCGACCGUUGUGCGGAGCCUCGCAUCUGCCGGGCGUUGCGGAGCGCGGAGCCCGCGGCCCCAUGAGUUUGACUUCUUGGGAUUUCCUUAGCUGAAUGAGAGCACAUCUGGUUAGUGACAGACGUGAUGCUUUUCCGAUUGCUGUCUAUUGUUCGAAGACAAAAAACCAGUUCAGGAUGGCAGAGUUGGUCCUCAGCAAGACGCAACAUGACAGCUGCCGAGGCUCAGUCUGUUUCCCUGCCUGCCCAGGCCCAGGUGGUCAUCUGUGGGGGUGGAAUCAUGGGCACAUCUGUGGCCUAUCACCUCUCCAAGAUGGGAUGGAAGGAUAUUAUCCUUUUGGAGCAGGGCAGGUUGGCUGCAGGCUCUACUAGAUUCUGUGCUGGAAUUGUGAGCACUGCCAGACACUUGACUAUCGAGCAGAAGAUGGCAGACUAUUCAAACAAACUCUACCAUCAGUUAGAGCAAGAAACAGGGAUCCAAACAGGUUACAUAAGAACAGGCUCAAUUUCUCUGGCCCAAACACAGGACCGGCUAAUCUCUUUGAAGCGUAUCAACUCAAGGCUGAAUGUUAUAGGUAUCCCUUCUGAGAUCAUCUCUCCCAAGAAAGUGGCUGAACUUCACCCUCUCCUCAAUGUGCACGACCUGGUGGGGGCCAUGCAUGUUCCUGAGGAUGCAGUGGUAUCCUCUGCUGAUGUGGCUCUUGCCCUUGCAAGUGCUGCUUCCCAGAACGGUGUUCAGAUUUAUGAUCGGACAACUAUUCUUCAUGUAAUGGUGAAAAAAGGCCAAGUUACUGGUGUGGAGACAGAUAAAGGACAGAUAGAAUGCCAAUAUUUUGUCAACUGUGCUGGUCAGUGGGCAUAUGAGCUAGGUCUGUCCAACGAGGAGCCAGUUAGUAUCCCGUUACACGCCUGUGAGCACUUCUACCUUCUGACUCGCCCCUUGGAGACCCCUCUGCAGAGCACCACACCAACUAUUGUAGAUGCUGAUGGAAGAAUUUAUAUUCGGAACUGGCAGGGUGGCAUCUUGUCUGGGGGUUUUGAGAAGAAUCCGAAACCUAUUUUCACUGAAGGCAAGAACCAGCUGGAAAUUCAGAACCUGCAGGAAGACUGGGAUCACUUUGAGCCCCUGUUGAGUUCCCUCCUGCGUAGGAUGCCAGAAUUGGAGACUCUGGAGAUCAUGAAGUUGGUGAAUUGCCCCGAGACCUUCACACCAGACAUGAGGUGCAUCAUGGGCGAGUCUCCUGUAGUACAGGGCUACUUUGUCCUGGCAGGGAUGAACUCUGCUGGCCUGUCGUUUGGUGGAGGAGCUGGAAAGUACCUUGCUGAAUGGAUGGUAGAUGGCUAUCCCUCAGAAAAUGUCUGGGAAUUGGACUUGAAACGUUUUGGAGCCCUCCAGAGCAGCCGUACCUUUCUGCGCCAUCGGGUAAUGGAAGUCAUGCCUCUGAUGUAUGAUCUGAAGGUUCCCCGUUGGGACUUCCAGACCGGCAGGCAGUUACGUACAUCUCCACUCUAUGACCGGCUGGAUGCACAAGGAGCCAGAUGGAUGGAGAAACAUGGAUUUGAGAGGCCCAAAUACUUUGUUCCACCUGACAAAGACCUCCUUGCAUUAGAGCAGAGCAAGACUUUCUACAAGCCAGAUUGGUUUGACAUUGUGGAAUCUGAAGUCAAGUGUUGUAAGGAAGCUGUGUGUGUCAUCGACAUGUCUUCUUUCACCAAGUUUGAGAUAACAUCCACUGGAGAUCAGGCAUUAGAAAUUCUACAGUUCCUGUUUUCCAAUGACCUGGAUGUACCUGUGGGCCACAUCGUGCAUACUGGCAUGCUUAAUGAGGGUGGAGGGUAUGAAAAUGACUGCAGCAUUGCACGCUUGAACAAGCGCAGUUUCUUCAUGAUCUCUCCAACUGAUCAGCAAGUCCACUGUUGGUCCUGGCUUAAGAAAUACAUGCCAAAAGACAGCAACCUGCUGUUAGAGGAUGUCACCUGGAAAUACACUGCCCUCAAUCUGAUUGGCCCUCGAGCUGUGGAUGUGUUAUCUGAGUUGUCCUACGCACCUAUGACUCCAGACCACUUCCCAACUCUCUUUUGCAAGGAGAUGAGUGUUGGCUAUGCAAAUGGGAUCCGGGUAAUGAGCAUGACUCACACAGGAGAGCCAGGAUUCAUGCUUUAUAUCCCCAUAGAGUAUGCACUUCAUGUGUACAAUGAAGUGAUGAGUGUUGGGCAAAAAUACGGAAUCCGGAAUGCUGGGUACUAUGCUCUUCGAAGUCUCCGAAUUGAGAAGUUUUUUGCCUUCUGGGGCCAGGAUCUAAAUACCCUCACUACACCCCUGGAAUGUGGAGGAGAAUCUCGGGUGAAAUUAGACAAGGACAUGGAUUUCAUUGGUCGGGAUGCCCUUCUGCACCAGAAGCAGAAUGGGGUAUAUAAGCGGCUUACUAUGUUCAUCCUGGAUGACCAUGACACAGACCUGGACCUCUGGCCAUGGUGGGGAGAGCCCAUUUACCGGAAUGGGCAGUAUGUUGGCAAGACCACCAGCAGUGCCUACAGCUACACCCUGGAGCGCCAUGUGUGCCUGGGCUUUGUGCACAAUUUUUCUGAAGACAGUGGGGAAGAGCAAGUAGUGACAGCAGACUUCAUUAACCGGGGAGAGUAUGAAAUUGAUAUAGCAGGAAACCGGUUCCAGGCCAAGGCCAAGCUCUACCCUGUCCCCUCCCUCUUCACCCACAAGCGCCGAAAGGAUGACAUGGAGCGGAGUGACUUGCAUGGGAAAUAAUGACAGGGCAUUCUCUUCCUACCUUAUCCCCACUCCUUACCUGUCCUUUCUGAAGUAACUUUUGCCUCCCUUCGCUUCUUGAUGUAAUUGUGAACCUGGCCUGGUUUUAAACUUCUACUUUCACUUGCUGUUGUCCCUAGUAAUACUAUCUGGGUUCUUCCUGCUCAGAUUCCCAGGGUGGCAAGAAGUGUAUCUGAUAUACAGGACAGAGGCAAGCUCCACUUGCUUGUGGUAUUGUGUUAAGACCGAUUUUAAAUGCACUAUUACAAAGCAAGGCAGGUUGGUAUUACACAGGCCUUAGAGUAAAUUCAUUUCCUUAAACUUCUAGUGACCUGUUAAUUGUGGUGGAACUACUCACUGUGUUUAAGGAAGCCACUGGAACAGCUUGUGCCUUUUAGUUAGGCAGAUCCUUCUGUUCCACUGUACCUUAAGGGCUGGCUCUUGAUGCCUUUAGCAAAGGAUGGUCACCUACCUCACUGAUGAGAGGCACCACAGAGGUGUGUCUGUGGCAGAGGCACGCAGUUAACCUGACAGCGUCCUCAUUCUUAAACAUCUGGGCCAGGGCAACCUGCCUAUAAUUUUCUUCAAGUCUUGCUAAUAUCUGUAAUGAGGUUAUGUUUUGUAGAUGAGGAAACAAUUAGGUCAGCAUUGAGGAAAAAAAGUUGCCUUUUGUGUUGCUUUACCCAGCAGAAAUGGUCUAACCUCAGAAAGUAUGCCACCACCAAUGCCAAGUUUCCGACUAUUAAAACAGUGCUGUGUUCCUUUAAAAUACUCAAAA